Molecule: messenger RNA, 2229 nt
Organism: Gastrolobium bilobum
Lineage: Eukaryota; Viridiplantae; Streptophyta; Magnoliopsida; Fabales; Fabaceae
Product: endo-1,4-beta-xylanase 1-like
Exons: 5
Coding region: 1-2229 (742 amino acids)
Biological process (GO): carbohydrate metabolic process
Molecular function (GO): hydrolase activity, hydrolyzing O-glycosyl compounds
Source: RefSeq, a predicted model, not a curated record
AUGGAUAACUUACAGAAGAUCAAUGCUGGAAACCACUCAGAAAAGACAACAAACACAGAAUGUGUUUCCACUGAAGAUGAGAACAUCAUAAUAAACCCCCAGUUUGAGGAUGGCCUGAAUAAUUGGUCUGGAAGAGGCUGCAAGAUUGUGUUACAUGAUUCCAUGGGAGGUGGGAAAAUCCUUCCAAAGUCUGGGAAAUUCUUUGCAUCUGCAACAGAACGCACGCAAAGCUGGAAUGGAAUUCAGCAGGAGAUUACUGGACGAGUUCAGCGCAAGCUCGCAUAUGAGGUCACCGCUUUGGUUCGUAUAUAUGGGAACAAAGUCACUACUUCCGAUGUAAGGGCUACUUUGUGGGUUCAAACACCAGAUCUUCGAGAGCAGUACAUAGGCAUUGCAAAUGUGCAGGCAACAGAUAAAGAUUGGGUUCAAAUGCAGGGAAAGUUCCUUCUAAAUGGUUCCCCAUCAAAAGUAGUUGUUUAUUUAGAAGGUCCUCCUCCAGGCACUGACAUUCUUGUCAACACUUUGGUUGUAAAGCAUGCAGCUAAAGCACCACCUUCAACACCCCCGGAUUUUGAGAAUGCUCCUUUCGGUAUUAAUAUAAUUGAGAACAGUAAUCUGGCUAAUGGUACAAAUGGAUGGUUUCCCCUUGGUAAUUGUACUUUGAGCGUUGGAACUGGUUCACCGCGUAUAAUUACACCAAUGGCAAGAGACUCUCUUGGGCCUCAUGAAUCCCUAAGUGGCCGCUACAUCCUUGUAACCAAUCGCACACAGACAUGGAUGGGUCCUGCUCAGAUGAUCACUGAGAAAUUGAACCUCUUUUUAACUUAUCAAGUAUCUGCAUGGGUACGGAUUGGUUCAGGAUCAACUGGGUCUCAGAAUGUGAAUAUUGCCCUUAGUGUUGAUAACCAAUGGGUCAACGGAGGACAAGUUGAGGUUGCUGAUGACAGAUGGCAUGAAAUUGGUGGGUCCUUUAGAAUUGAAAAGCAGCCAUCUAAGGUUAUGGUUUAUGUUCAAGGUCCAGCUUCUGGUGUUGACUUAAUGGUGGCUGGGCUUCAAAUUUUCCCUGUUGAUAGACACGCAAGGUUUAGAUAUUUAAGGAGGCAAACAGACAAGAUUCGUAAGCGUGAUGUUAUCCUAAAAUUCUCUGGGAUGGACUCAUGCGGGUUACUUGGAACGUUGGUGAAAGUUAGACAAAUACAAAACGAUUUUCCAAUUGGAUCAUGCAUCAAUCGAACAAAUAUUGACAAUGAAGAUUUUGUUGACUUCUUUGUGAAACAUUUUAACUGGGCUGUGUUUGGGAAUGAGUUGAAGUGGUAUUGGACUGAGCCACAGCAAGGGAAUUUGAACUACAAGGAUGCUGAUGCUAUGUUAGACUUGUGUCAGAAAUACAAUAUAAACACCCGUGGUCAUUGUAUCUUCUGGGAAGUGGAUGGCACUGUUCAGCAAUGGAUCAAAUCCCUGAAUAAAAAUGAUUUGAUGACAGCUGUCCAAAAUCGCUUAACUAGCUUGUUAACUCGCUACAAAGGCAAGUUCAGGCACUAUGAUGUUAAUAAUGAAAUGUUGCAUGGCUCAUUUUAUCAAGAUAGGUUAGGUAAGGAUAUAAGGGCAAACAUGUUCAAGACUGCACACCAACUAGAUCCAUCUGCUACCCUCUUUGUGAAUGAUUAUCAUGUUGAAGAUGGAUGUGAUACUAGAUCAUCUCCGGAAAAAUACAUUCAACAUGUUCUUGAUUUGCAAAAGCAAGGUGCCCCAGUUGGGGGAAUUGGAAUUCAAGGUCACAUAGACAGUCCUGUGGGGCCUAUUGUUUGUUCAGCACUUGAUAAAUUGGGUACUCUUGGUCUACCAAUCUGGUUUACUGAGCUUGAUGUGUCUUCCACUAAUGAAUAUGUCAGAGCUGAUGAUUUGGAAGUUAUGUUGAGGGAAGCUUUGGCACACCCUGCUAUAGAUGGUAUAAUGUUGUGGGGAUUUUGGGAAUUGUUUAUGAGCCGGGACAAUUCACACUUGGUGAAUGCAGAAGGUGACCUUAACGAAGCUGGUAAAAGAUACCUUGCUCUUAAAAAAGAGUGGUUAUCCCACAGCCAUGGUCAUGUUGAUGAGCCAGGGUAUUUCAGCUUCAGAGGCUUCAGUGGAACAUACAAUGUGGAAGUUGUGACCUUAGCAAAGAAAAUUUCUAAGACAUUCGUUGUUGACACGGGUGACUCGCCACUGGUGAUAUCAAUCGAUUUAUAA